CAUCUGUUAUUUACUGAGCGCUCUUAACAAGGCCGUUGGGGCAGGCUGGGUAGGGAGGAGAACGAGGAAUCGUCUGGCACUUGCGAUGAUCCCUAUGCUUCUAGAUCUCUGGCAGAAUCUGGUGGCCGCAGGCUUUUCCUCUUGCAAUAGCGUUUUCUCUUUGGUUAACUGCAUCCAUUCUAGCACUGCCAGCUCCCUGCACUUUCAAAUACCUUGCCUGGCAGAGCACGUGGUGAAGGAGCAUGAGCCAGGAGGGAAUUUUCUGGUUGCUCCUCGCUAGUGACUCUCUAGGCUCUGAAAACACGUCUAUAUUUUGCUUGCUGGUUUUCUGGGGCUAGUUUCCCACAAUUGUAUACAGCACCGCUCACAGAGCCAGAACAGGCAGAAAUAGCCACUGCUGUCAUUAGGGCGAAGCUCGCUCUUCACGGGUUUUCCCAUCCAUAAAAGGGAAAGAAGGGACUAGAUCUUACAGUUCUUCUUUAAGCCUGACUUGCGGUGACCGGGAAAGGAGACAGUGGCCCAGAACUAUCUAGAAAAGGCCGGGUGGAGCCUACAAACUCGCUGACUUGGCUUUCGCAGCAGGGAUGCUCUUCUACGUUUGUUUUAGGACACAAGGUGAGUACCGCAGUCUGAGCGCCAGCGAAGGUCUAUCACCGUGACAAGAAAACCCAGAGCAGCCUCAACACUAGUGCUACUCACACUGUGAAACUCUUUUCACCGGAUGACAGAUAACUGGGUAACUCGAGAGUUAAGUUUCUGUACAGUUUACAGAGCACUCGCCGCACGUUGACCAGUCCGCUUUACCACAACCACAGAGAUGAUUGCACCGCCUGGAAUCCUAGAGCGGACCGGAAGUGAGGGCAGCUUCCCGGGCCUGGAGGGAACGUGCUGGGGCCUGCGGCGGGUGUGUCAAGGGAGCGGUACCCUCGGCCCGCUUGUCCGGCUUUGCGCGAGAGGGUUUGAGCUCCUCAUAGGUGGAAGCUGCGGCUGAGGGAAGGCUGCGUCUGUGCGGCGACAAUCGGGCUUCCUCCGCACGGCUCGUUGUGGGGGAGGAGCCCCUCUCCAUCCCCGCCCUGGCCUGGGCUACCAGGAGCUCCGGUUUCAGAGCGACCUUCUCUCUAGUUUCCUUGCCCCACCUCGUAUACCCAGGCUUUAUUUAGGGCCAAAGUGUCCUUGAUAACCUGACUUUACUGUCUCGCAAGUAACCUGCCACUCAAUUUGUGACCCUGCAGCUUUAGUGAGUAUUUCUGUGCUCACUAUUUCCGGUCUUGUCAGAGGAUGGCUUCACUUUCAAAGGAAUUGUUCGAGUAACAGCCCUGUGUUGUCACGCAAACAAAUCCUUUUUCACUGCAUCUGUAAUUUUUCUCUGGUAACAGUCUUCUUAUAUCGAAAACUUUCCUGAUCAAAGAUUAAGUGGGGACUUCAAGUAAAAUCACCCAUCUGCCUAGACCCCAAUUGGAGAGAGCAUUCCUCUGAGCCGUCUAAGCUUAGGAUGGCGGUGGCCUCCAGGGCCCUUCCAGCCUUGGCUGGCCAGGCUUCAGAGGAACAAGGGGAGAUUAUCAAAGUAAAAGUUAAAGAAGAAGAUCAUGUUUGGGAUCAGGAAUCCUACCUACAGAAGAAUUUGUCUGAUAACAGGGAACUCUCUCGUCAGCGCUUCAGGCAGUUCUGCUAUCACGAGACACCUGGACCCAGGGAGGCUCUGAGCCAACUGCGGGAACUUUGCAGUCAGUGGCUGAGCCCAGAGAUACAUACCAAGGAGCAGAUCCUGGAAUUGUUGGUGCUGGAGCAGUUCCUGACCAUCCUGCCUGAGGAGCUCCAGGCUUGGGUGCGGGAGCAUAAUCCUAAGAGUGGAGAGGAGGUGGUGACUGUGCUGGAAGAUUUGGAGAGGGAGCUUGAUGAACCUAGACAGCAGGUUCCACAGGGGACAUAUGGGCAGGAAGUUCCUAUGGAAGAAAUGACUCCUCUGGAUACUGCAAGGGAGUCCUUAGGUACCCAGCUCCAGUCUAUGGAAGACAGAAUGGAAUGUGAAUCUCCAGAGCCACGCUCACUUCAAGAUAAUGGGUCAUUUUUGUGGCUUUCCAUGAUGUCUCAAAGCAUGGGUGAUGAUAAUCUCAGUAGCUUAGAUACUAAUGAAGCAGAAAUUGAACCAGAAAACAUGAGAGAAAAGUUCUUCAGAAGCUUAGCAUUGUUAUUGGAAAACAAAAGUAAUAACACCAAGAUAUUUUCUAAAGCAAAGUACUGUCAAUUAAUAAGGGAAGUGAAAGAGGCUAAAGCAAAGGCAAAAAAGGAAUCAGUUGACUACCGUCGCUUAGCUAGAUUUGAUGUGAUCCUUGUACAAGGAAAUGAGAAGCUCAUUGAAGCUAUAAAUGGGGAAACAGAUAAAAUACGGUAUUAUUUACACAGUGAGGACUUAUUUGACAUUCUGCAUGAUACACAUCUCAGCAUUGGACAUGGUGGACGUACCCGCAUGGAAAAAGAGUUACAAGCAAAAUACAAGAACAUCACGAAAGAAGUUAUAAUGCUAUACUUGACACUCUGCAAACUGUGCCAGCAGAAAAAUUCAAAACUCAAGAAAGUUCUAGCAUCAAAGCCAAUUAAGGAAGUUCACUCAAGAUGCCAAGUGGAUCUUAUAGACAUGCAGUUGAAUCCUGAUGGGGAAUAUAAAUUUAUUAUGCAUUAUCAAGACCUUCGUACAAAGUUGAGUUUUUUGCGGUCAUUAAAAUCUAAAAGGCCUAAGGAAGUUGCACAUGCUCUUUUAGAUAUUUUUACAAUUAUUGGAGCACCAAGUGUCCUACAAUCUGAUAAUGGAAGGGAAUUUUCAAGCCAAAUUGUCAGUGAACUCAGUAAUAUUUGGCCAGAAUUGAAAAUUGUCCAUGGGAAACCUCAGCCCUGCCAAAGCCAAAGUUCUAUGAAUCAAAUUAACGAGGAUAUCCAAAACAGGAUUGUCUCCUGGAUGCAAACUAACAAUUCAUCACACUGGGCUGAAUUUUUGUGGUUCAUUCAGAUGAUCCAAAAUCAACCCUAUCACAGAGGCAUGCAACAGACUCCAUAUGAAGGUACUUUUAACUCUGAAGCUAAGCUGGGCCUGUCUCAUUCUCAGUUAACUGAAGAACUUGUCACCAGCCUGAACACAGAAAAUGAAUUAGAACAGGCCAACAAAGAAUUAGAAAAUACUCUAAGAGCCCAGUAUGAAGAAAACAUUGAGACUGGAACAGACAGUAGUGAUACUGAUGAGAAUCUUUCUGUCACUCCUAAGGUGGUCAAAAAAACCCCUCCUGAAAGCAGACUAAACUUUUCAUCCUGUGUAGUUUGUGAAAAAGAAUGCACAGGGGCUCAUAGUUGUAUAUCAUGUGAUAGAAAUGUUCAUGCCUUCUGCGGAGUGCCCUCUCAGCAUGAGACUGAGGGCUUUCAUCCCAGAAUAACGUGCAGUCUUUGCUAUGAGACCACUACAAUGAAAAGGAAACAUGAUGGGAUUCAAAGAAGUUUGACUGUUCAACCUUCCAAAAUGCUAAAGCCAUCAGAGACACCAUUUUCAUCAGAGAAAGUAGGAGAUUGGAUGGCAAAACAAGCUUCACUGGAUUUUUUUGUGAAGAAAAGACACACCUGUUCUGAAUACGGCAGUAGUGGUAAAAGAAAUGGUAACAAUGGAAAUCAUCCCGAAGAAGUGAAAACCAAAAGAGUUCAUACUAGUUUUACUCGAAAGUAUGAUCCCUCAUAUAUUGAGUUUGGCUUUGUAGCUGUAAUUGACGGCGAAGUGCUAAAACCACAGUGUAUCAUUUGUGGAGAUGUGCUGGCUAAUGAAGCAAUGAAGCCUUCAAAACUUAAGCGGCAUUUAUAUUCAAAACAUAAAGAAAUAAGUUCACAACCAAAAGAAUUCUUUGAAAGAAAGAGUAGUGAAUUAAAAAGCCAACCAAAGCAGGUGUUCAAUGUUUCUCAUAUAAACAUUAGUGCUUUGCGGGCUUCUUAUAAAGUAGCACUUCCGGUUGCUAAGUCUAAAACACCAUACACAAUUGCCGAGACACUAGUGAAAGACUGCAUCAAAGAAGUUUGCUUGGAAAUGUUGGGUGAAUCUGCAGCUAAGAAGGUAGCUCAAGUACCACUUUCCAAUGACACCAUAGCUCGACGUAUUCAGGAACUGGCUAAUGAUAUGGAAGACCAACUCAUAGAACAAAUAAAAUUAGCAAAGUAUUUUUCGUUGCAACUUGACGAAUGCAGGGAUAUUGCUAACAUGAUAAUUCUUUUAGUAUAUGUAAGGUUUGAACAUGAUGAUGAUAUAAAGGAAGAAUUCUUUUUUUCAGCCUCUUUACCAACAAAUAUAACUAGCUCAGAACUGUAUGAAGCUAUAAAGAAUUACAUUGUCAACAAAUGUGGUUUGGAAUUUAAGUGGUGUGUAGGAGUGUGUUCCGAUGGUGCAGCUUCAAUGACAGGAAAACAUUCUGAAGUGGUUACCCAGAUUAAGGCACUUGCGCCAGAAUGUCGAAUAACACAUUGCUUCAUUCAUCGAGAAAGUCUUGCUAUGAAAAAAAUAUCAGCUGAACUAAAUAGUGUGCUUACAGACAUAGUAAAAAUUGUGAAUUAUGUAAAAUCUAAUGCAUUAAAUUCAAGAUUAUUCUCUUUAUUAUGUGAUAAUAUGGAAACUGAUCAUAAGCAACUGUUAUUGCAUGCUGAGAUACGGUGGUUAUCCCGGGGAAAAGUUCUAUCAAGAAUGUUUGAAAUAAGAAAUGAACUUUUAGUAUUUCUGCAAAGCAAGAAACCAGUUUGGUCCCAACUUUUCAAAGAUGUGAAUUGGACAGCCAGACUUGCUUAUUUAUCUGAUAUCUUCAGUAUUUUUAAUGAUCUUAAUGUUUCCAUGCAAGGAAAGAAUGCAACAUGUUUUUCAAUGGCAGAUAAGAUCGAAGGACAAAAACAAAAGUUAGGAGCUUGGAAAAACCGAGUUUCUACAGACUGUUAUGACAUGUUCCAUAAUUUAACAACAGUUAUCAAUGAGGUGGGUCAUGACCUUGAUAUUGCACAUCUGCGAAAGGUUAUCAAGGAACAUCUUACAAAUUUGUUAGAUUGUUUUGAAUUGUAUUUUCCAUCAAAAGAAGAUCCACGCAUAGGAAAUUCAUGGAUCCAAAAUCCAUUUCUUUCAUCAAAAGAUAAUUUAAAUUUAACUAUAUCUUUACAGGAUAAGUUAUUGAAGCUGGCUACUGAUGAAGGAUUGAAAAUGAAUUUUGAAAAUACUGCAUCACUUGCUUCAUUUUGGAUAAAAGUUAAAAAUGAAUAUCCUGAGCUUGCUGAGAUUGCUUUGAAGACUCUUCUUCUAUUCCCCUCAACGUACCUCUGUGAGACUGGGUUCUCUACUCUGAGUGUUAUUAAAACAAAACACAGAAACAGUUUAAAUAUACAUUAUCCACUGAGAGUAGCAUUGUCAUCAAUCCAACCUAGAUUAGACAAAUUAACAAGCAAGAAGCAAGCUCAUUUAUCACAUUAAAAACUUUAAAUAUUGAUAUAUAUAUCAAUAUAUAUGCAUACGGCAUUAUGGAAGUUGAUUGAUGCAUAUAGGCAUUAUGGAAGUAUGAAAAAUUAUGAUUAAAAUAGCAAUUUUCUAUAUAAACUGCCUAUAUGUAAACUUUCAGUUAAGAAACUGUACAGUUCUUAUAAUUCUUUUAUUUUUCCGUUAUAUUUGUUAUAUUUAUUAAAAUGUAAUUUUAAAUCUGUUGGUACUAAUAUUAAAAAAUUUUGUCUUGGUAUUUUGUAUGUCUUUUUAUUAUUGUAUUUCAUGAGGAUAUUACGAUUGUAGGAUGACUUCAGGAUGGGGAAUGAUGUCUUUGAGAUGGCAGAUUAAAUCAGUGAAGAGAAGUGAAUUCAAGGGGUGGAGUUAGAAUUUGAAUGCAUGGGAGGGGGUCAGUACGUUGUUAAGCUUGUUAAGCUGAUCCUGGUUAUGUUGGAAGUUGAUGUUAAGUUCCUUUUGUAGGUGUAUGUUUAGACACAGUGUUUUAAGUGGGUGAGGGGGAGGGAAACACUUAUCUUGUAAUGGUGUUAUGGCUUUGGAUGCAUAUUGAUUAAUUCUGAUUUCAUAAUGGUGGGGGAUUGGGCCAUAGUGACAAGAUUAUGUCAGGUAAAGGUUUUUAGACUUUGCUUGAGCUGAUUGCCUUUUAAGGUUCUCUGAGACAAAGUCAGGUAUUAUUGGCACCUCAAGUAGAUUCUAUAACCUCUUUUAUUCUUUGGAGAUGAUUCAGAAAAAUGCCACACAUUUGCUCUCCUGUCUGUGUACUCACUCUGAAUUACUGAAAACAGACUAUUAGCACAAGGUAAGAUCUUCAUGGCAAAACAUGCCAGGAUCUUUGAAGAAAAUGUCUUUUCCUAGACAAGAAAGCUACUUACAGUAACUGCUUCUUUUCAAAGAAAUGUAACAUUGAAAGUUGAAGAAGAAAAAGUUUUUUAGUUAUAAUAAUCUAGCCUUUUGAGUAAAAAGAGUCAAGGGACUGGAUCCCAAAAACCUUAGAAAGUGGAAGAAAUGUUUUUCACAUUCGGUUCUGAAACCUUAGAAGGAUUAUGUUUUAUUGUGUGUUUGUUUUAAUAAAAUCUUACAGCUUUUCAAAAAAAAAGCUAAUAGUGUUGGAUAGAUUUAGAAGACAGCAGUGUAAUUCCACCCACCUACAUCUUAUGUGUCUUCUCUCCUAUCUGAGUCUAUUUUGGAACUAAGGGAUGUACAUUUUUAAAGUUUUACCAUUUGCUUUAUUAAUUGAAUAAAGUAUUGUGCUUCCAAUUCUUAAUUUUAUAGAGCAACAUAUGUGGUGAUUUCAUACUUCUUUCUAUAAAUACCUAAAGUGGUCUGGGGGAAAAUAAACUGAGAGGGACAUAAAAAGUAUAUUUUAAAAGGGAACUAAAUUUCCUUAUUUUCUCUCUAAGAAAUAUAAAGCAUUGGAUAUCUGAGAACAGAAUUAGAAUCACCUGGACAAGAUUUUUGGUGUGAAGCCCUCUCAGAUAUUUGAAUUAGACGCUCGUGUAUUUUUCCUGCAAAUGACUCGGUACCAGGAGGCUGAAUUGCUUUACCUUCACCUUUUUAAGACUUAGGAAUAUUUGUCUUCCUUCCCUUCCCUCUUCCCUGUUUGUUUUAUUGUCUUAUUGUGAAAUUUUUUUCCUUCAACAGCUUUAUUGAGACAUAGUUUAUAUACCAUGAAAUCUUAACAUGAACUUGAUGACUAGUGAUUCUGUAGAUCACCUGAUCUUUUUCUUUCUAUUUUCUCUUUUUUUUGUGCAGUGACUUCACAUGUCUGUAGACAUGUGGUUUUGCAUACACUGCAAUGGUAAUUGCAUAUUUCCUUGUGUGCAGAUAUGACUACUAUGUGUGUGUUUCUAUUUAUCAUUUAUUUAUGUGCUGUAUUUUAAUUGCAUUUAUAGUUAUUAUGUAUAAUAGGAUGUUGUAUUGAACUUUUCCUACUACCUAAGGAAUGGUAACUAUGGAGGGGCCAAAGAUGGGUCAAGGAGAUAAGUACCUCAUAUUCUAAAGAAAUAUGGCAAUGACUGGAACCAGAACCUCCUCCUGCACGCACACACACAGACACGCACAGCACACAGACAUACCUUGAAGGAUGACUAAGUGAUAGAACUGGCUUCCAAUGUUGUGAUUUCUAUCAAGAAAUCAUUUGCUGUGACGCCUUCAGGAAGAGGAGACUUGCAUUAAUUUCCAGAUUGGGUGUUAGUUUAGAGAGCAGACUUCCUCUUCUGCUCUCUGAUUACUUGAGCAGGAAAAAAAAGUUGGAGAGGUUAGACCUGCAGUAGAUCAGCCUGCCUUCCCACAAUUUGGGGUGGCGAAGAUAUGCAAGUUUCCUGUAGGUCAGGUGACACCAAGGAAUGUAAAUUUGAGCCCUCAGCUAGUGUCCCACUCAGAAAAACUGUCCCCUAGCCAAGAGAACUCUCCAACAAAGGCUGUUGACAUUUGUAGCUAUUAGGUGCUGAAGGAGGUGAAAUAGGUUAAGCUGAAAGUUAAGCUAGCUAGCUAUUUUUCUCUACAUAUAUUUGGGGCAAGCCCCCCACAAAUGUCCUGAAAAAUUCUCACAUGUUCCUCCUGAGAAAGCCAGAAUUUUAGGGCUUAGUCAGAGGCAAGUUACCAGUUUACACUUCCACUUCCAGUGUGUGUGUGUGUGUGUGUGUGUGUGUGUGUGUGUGUGUGUGUGGUGUUGGAGUCUUUGGAUGAACCCUGGCCUCCCAGCAAGAUUUAUUGUCGUGAAUAGGUCUGAGUUUGGGAGCAGCAGGAUAGAAGAGGGAGUUGCAGGCCAGGUGGCCUGCUCAACUUUAUACCCACAGGUCCUCCAUAGGGCCCCAGACCAGACUUACCUGGAUCAUAGGAUCUCUUCCUCCUCAGCUCUGGUGGUGAGAAGCUUGGGAAAGGGGAGAGUGAGGGGAAAAAGCAGGGUGGGAUUUUGUAGCAGCGAGAGGAGAGUUGAAAGGGGGUACUUGAGUGGUGUUAGUGGUGCAAUCAAAUCCUGGGCAUUUGGAGACCUCCAUUCUGGGUUGACUGACUCUUUGGGAGAUUUCAGAGAAAAGGAUCUUCUGUCAGGUGCUAAAGGUAUUGCUGUUAGGAAUCCCCCUUCCUUGAUGUGUCUGUGCACGUUCUGCAGUGAGUCUGUUGGGAACUUGGAGGAUUGGAUGGGGAAACUAGCCCAGUCUGUACCCUUCCUGGGCUCUCCUAAAUAAUAACUUGCAGAAUAUCUUUUCUGGUAUUCACCAAGAUAGCAAGAAUACUGUGAAAGUUCUAAACACUGUACAAUUAGAAAUUAUGAUUAGGAAAGAAAACAUUUAUUUACUGGUUCAAAGAACAUACUAUGUGCUUUGUAUUCUGAUAUAUUUGUGUUAAAUUGAAUUUAAAAUUUGUUAUGAUUGAUACAAUUAUGGUUUUAGUUAAUUAAACCUUGGACUCAUUAAAAAAUGUAAAAAAGGAAAAGAGCAUGAGGCUGUUAUGGACUGUAUGACUUUUAAGAGUGUGAUUAUGUUUAUGAUGUGCUUGAUCUUACUAUUUAAAUGCAAACUGAUUUCUGACUGAAAUCUCUUUUGCAUCUUUAGGAGGGCAAAUUUUCCAAAUUACUGUUUUCCUAUCUGAAAAAUCUCGCUUAGUUAACUUGAGGAACCAAAAGUGAACUCAGAGUGAGAGGAGCACAAAGAAAUGCAGGGUGCAACAGUGUGGAAAAAGGUGUCUGGGGGUAAGGAGGCACAGGUGAACAGAAGCCGAUUUUUAAACAUGAACCACGUUGAGUUUAGCCUUGAUCCUGGAGGCACUGGGAGGUCAUUAAUGGGAUGAUAAAAAGAAAGUUACUUGAAUUACAUUUUUAGGAAGAUUUUUCUGGCUACAACGUGGAAAAUAACUUGGAGUCUUAGAGGCAAGGAGACCAAGAAGAAUUUUAUAAUGAAAUAGAUGGAUGAUAAUGGCGUGAAUUGGGGAAAUGGUAGUAGGGACUAAGGAAAAUGGAUAUAUUUGAAAGGUUCAAUAUUCUAAAGGUGCCAGUUUACAAUUCUAUUGAAUAUAACAAUAGAGGUUUCAUGCAGUCUAACAACUAUCUAAAAUUUGUAUAUAAGAGCAAAGGGUCAGACUUACUAAGGAUUAAAAAAAAAAUGGUUGAGAAAACUUGCUUAUUCUCACCUUAAACAUCAGAACUUAUUAUAAAGCAAUUGUAUUUAAAACAGGGUGGUAUUAAGAUAGUCAUAGACAAAUAAACCAUUGGAGUAGAAUAGGGAUCCCAGAAACAAUCCCAUGAAUAUGUGGAAACUUGAUAUGACAGAAAUAUUCUUUCUUGCUCAGUGGAGAAAAGAAAAACUUGAUUAUUCAUUUGGAAGAAAAUGAAAUUGGAUCCGUGCAUUUUAAAUAUAUUAAAAACUUAAAAUGUGAAAGGCAAAGCUAUAAAACUAUUUUUGUAAGUUAUUAUCUAGUAAAGUUGAAGAUGUGCAUGCCCUACAGUCUUCAAAUCCACUCUUAGUUAUAUGUCAAGCGUCUGAAGGAGUCAUGUAUCUGAAUGUUUAUAACAUCAAUGCUAAUAAAAGCCCAAAUGGAAAACAACCCAAAUGUCCAUUCACAGAAGAAAAUAUGGGGGAAUCUGCUUUUGAACUUGAAAAAGGAAAUAAUUUCUUAAGGUGUAAAAAUACAAA
This is a messenger RNA of Equus caballus (horse), 10125 nucleotides long. It is a transcript of the gene SCAND3, whose product is annotated as SCAN domain containing 3. NCBI's taxonomy places the organism in Eukaryota, Metazoa, Chordata, Mammalia, Perissodactyla, Equidae. Gene Ontology annotation, molecular function: nucleic acid binding; protein dimerization activity. Gene Ontology annotation, biological process: DNA integration. The record is from RefSeq and is a predicted model, not a curated record.